CAGAUAUGUUAACGUCUUUCGGACGCGAGUCUUGUCGCAAAAAGUAACGCUAACUCGUCACAUUCUAACGCUCCAUAAAUCUCACGAAUACGGAGAUAUUGCUCGAACGUCGCUUAAUAAUUGAAAAAAUAUUCGCGAUUAAUUGUGGUGGAAAGACAAUCGCUGACCGGGGGCCGGGACGAAUUUACGAUGGGCGCGACUCGCGUAAUCGCUAGUUUAUCAGAGAGCGGUGCGUUAGCCUCGACGAUUCUGAACUUCUGACCGGACGCGGAUUAAAUUACCGCCGCGAGUCUCGCGGCGCCGACUGCCUCAUUUUAUAAAAAAUAAAAUAUAUGUAUAUAUAAUUUGUCAACGGGAUCAUAGCCAAUAUGUGAAUUCCAUUACGUACAAAUCUUAUUGAUUUUUACCUGCAUACAAAGAUUAGACAACGAGGAAAAUUCUCGUCUCUCGGGAUGAAAUGAAAAAUCGCGAUUUGGAACAACAUGGAUUAACCAGAGGCGUAUGUGCGUUGCUAAUCGAAGUGCGGAGUGCAUUAUAAUGCAAUUAACUCUUCUACCCCCCUCUUAAUUCGGCACUACAAUCUUCUGUGAGAGUGUCGGAUGAAUUCGUUGCCAUUCCAUCGGAUCGCGGUGCGGGAAGCAUAGUUCGCGCUACGUGGACCUGCGAUCGGACGAUCGUUGGUCGAUCGAGUGGAUCGGAGAUCUAAACGCUUCAAAAAUUGACUAGUCAAAUAACUACCACCUAUCAUGAUGUGGAUCGGAUCGCUCGCAUUUUUCGUCAUCGUCGUUUCGUUCGUCUCAUCAAUAACGAUUGACCUCUCAUUUCGGAAAUUGAAAAAGGAAGAUUUCUUCGUGAGAGUGCAGACCCAGAUCAAUCUACAGGAAGUGACAGACCUCAAUCUAAGAGGAAACGAAUUUGACAGUUUUCUGGACUGCUCUACCAAUCUAGGAACACUGAGAACGCUGGACUUGUCUCAGAAUCACCUUCAGCGAUUUUUUUUCCUAUGCAAGGAAGAAUAUAAUCUGCAAACGUUAAACGUGAGCCGCAAUAAACUAGAAUACAUCGACGAUAAUGCUCUCAAUGACCGAAUACCGAAACUGAAGAUACUAGAUCUUUCUUUCAACAAGCUCACCGUCGUCAACGAGACCAUGUUACAACACCUAACGGUUCUCGAGUAUUUAUCUUUAUCCCAUAAUCCCAUAGGGGAUGGGAUACACGAAAGCGCAUUUUGGAAUUUAAGGGCGUUGAAACACCUCGACUUGAGAAACAUAUCCGCGCCGUACUUCUCGUCGGACUUCUUCAAAACCUUGACGAACUUGUCGACCUUAGACCUAUCCUGGAAUCCAAUCAGCGUGAUACCUCUGUUACCGAUAAGUUUACAGGAGUUGGAUUUAUCCGGCACGCAAGUGAUAAGCCUCGAAAACUUGUAUCUACCGCAGUUACGAGAGUUGCGGCUAAACCACAUGCCAAACUUGACAUCACUGGCGCUGAACGAUCUUGAGAACCUGGCCAGCCUGGAGACGUUAUCGUUGAUCGGUUGCAAACGGCUAGUCGAGCUUAAGCUUUGGUCGCAGAUCGGCCUCGUGUUGCCACGGUUGCAACGCCUUUCGAUAAAAGAGUGCGGUCUCGAAACUCUGGGUAUCGAUCUGCGUCCCUUGGUGCAACGGACACCCGUUAUCGAAUUGGGAAACAAUCCUUGGAAGUGCGACUGCAAGUUGGAAUGGAUUGGCCUGUUGAAUUCGACUAAGAAUCUUAGUCGGAACAUCAGAUGCCACGCACCGGAUCGGCACCACGCCAAGCUUCUGGCUGAAAUACCGAGCCACGAGCUGCAAUGCGAAUACGACUCGUCGGUCAUCUAUCCGAUCCUAUGGACGGGCCUCUCGAUAUUGAUCGUUACCGUGAUCAUCGCCGCGGUCUUGGUUCUCUUCAAACGGCCAAUAAGCCAAUGGAGCUUCAAGGGAAGGAACGGGGAUACCGUCACGUACAAGAACGUCGUCGAGUCGAACAAUGAUCUGGUCCGAAUACUGGCGGUGUCCGAGACGCACGAACGCAACGAAGAAUGAAGCCAAAUUGAAAUUGGAAAAAGAAAGAACAACACAGACGACUGGGCGGAAAAAUCGUCGGACUAACAGCAGACAUUUCAGCGAGUCUUUUUUCGAAAAGCUUUGUUGUAACGAUUACUUUGUAAUAAUAUAUAGUGUAAUUGCGAUGACCACACGACGAAGUCGUCCUAAAAGAUUGCCCUAUUAUUUUCUUUUUCAUAUUAGCGGAAUAUGUCGAUUUGCAAGAUGUAAAUAAGAACAAACGUUGAUUUAAGUAAAUGAUGUGGAUAUCAGGUUUUUUUUAAACCGCUUAAUCUUAUCGUUACAAACAUUUUAAUGAUAAGGUUAAAAAUAUUCGAAAGUUGCAAUAAUCAGUUUCAGAGUUUCCUAUGACAAAUUGUCACGUUAUCCAAGUAUAUCAAAGUGAAUUAUGAUCGAACGAAAAAAAGUCUCUCAUGCCUCGUAAACACGAAUGAUCGAGUAUUCGAGUAUUUGAACGGCAUUCCCCAGUGUCCGACAAUAAAAACUGAAACUUCUGUGGUCGAAUAAAAA
Messenger RNA from Temnothorax curvispinosus, 2594 nucleotides. RefSeq names its product leucine-rich repeat-containing protein 4-like. Lineage: Eukaryota; Metazoa; Arthropoda; Insecta; Hymenoptera; Formicidae. The record is from RefSeq and is a predicted model, not a curated record. The transcript has 5 exons. The coding region runs from base 747 to 2063 and encodes 438 amino acids. Gene Ontology annotation, molecular function: protein binding. Gene Ontology annotation, cellular component: extracellular matrix.